Molecule: messenger RNA, 5782 nt
Organism: Tachyglossus aculeatus (Australian echidna)
Lineage: Eukaryota; Metazoa; Chordata; Mammalia; Monotremata; Tachyglossidae
Gene: SLC4A10
Product: solute carrier family 4 member 10
Exons: 27
Coding region: 180-3569 (1129 amino acids)
Biological process (GO): transmembrane transport; bicarbonate transport; monoatomic anion transport
Cellular component (GO): plasma membrane; basolateral plasma membrane
Molecular function (GO): solute:inorganic anion antiporter activity; monoatomic anion transmembrane transporter activity; sodium:bicarbonate symporter activity
Source: RefSeq, a predicted model, not a curated record
AAUACUGGAUGUUUGUAAUAUCACAAGGGCAACGCUACACCACAUUUAAGAUUUCCUAUCUUUAUUUGUUAAUGGCUUCAAGCAGAAACUGAUGGACGGAUGUGCUGUUGGUGCUUUCUUUACUAGCCCCGAAGAUGCUGAAAGAUAGAUGUCUGUGAUGUUCUUUUGUAAGGCAGGAAAUGCAAUCUUUGGGGGGUUCUGGAAAUAAAAAGGUCAUGCAUUCUGGAACGAGUGAACCAUUCCAGGCUCUAAGUAAUCAGAGAAAUGAUGAAGAGGCAGUGGUGGAUCGAGGUGGAACUCGCUCAAUUCUCAAGACACAUUUCGAAAAGGAGGAUUUGGAAGGUCACCGCACCCUGUUCAUUGGUGUCCAUGUUCCACUUGGAGGAAGAAAAAGUCACCGACGCCACAGGCACCGUGGACAUAAACACAGAAAACGAGAUCGAGAGCGAGAUUCUGGAUUAGAGGAUGGAAGGGAAUCACCUUCAUUUGACACCCCUUCCCAGCGGGUUCAGUUUAUUCUCGGAACGGAGGAUGAUGAUGAGGAGCACAUUCCUCAUGACCUUUUCACGGAACUGGAUGAAAUUUGCUGGCGUGAAGGUGAGGAUGCUGAGUGGCGAGAGACAGCCAGGUGGUUGAAGUUUGAAGAAGAUGUGGAGGAUGGCGGAGAAAGGUGGAGCAAGCCAUAUGUGGCUACUCUUUCUUUGCACAGCUUGUUUGAGCUGAGAAGUUGCAUCCUGAAUGGAACAGUUUUGCUGGACAUGAGAGCUAACACCUUAGAGGAAAUUGCAGAUAUGAUUCUUGAUCAACAAGUGAGCUCAGGACAGCUCAGUGAAGAUGUCCGUCACAGGGUACAUGAGGCUUUACUGAAGCAACAUCACCAUCAGAACCAGAAAAAACUCAGCAACAGGAUCCCAAUCGUUCGUUCCUUUGCAGAUAUUGGCAAGAAGCAGUCAGAACCAAAUUCCAUGGACAAAAAUGCAGGUCAGAUCGUUUCCCCCCAGUCUGCUCCAGCUUGUGUUGAAAAUAAAAAUGAUGUGAGCAGAGAAAACAGUACUGUUGAUUUUAGUAAGGGACUGGGAGGCCAGCAAAAAGGGCAUAAUAGUCCAUGUGGGAUGAAACAAAAGCAUGAAAAAGGACCUUCACACCAUCCAGAGAGAGAGGUUGAUCUCCAUUUCAUGAAAAAGAUCCCCCCUGGCGCUGAAGCUUCCAACAUCCUUGUCGGCGAGCUGGAAUUCUUGGACCGGGCAGUCGUGGCAUUUGUUCGCUUGUCUCCUGCAGUGUUGCUUACUGGGCUGGCUGAAGUGCCAAUUCCAACAAGAUUUUUGUUUAUUCUUCUGGGACCACUGGGAAAGGGUCAGCAAUACCAUGAGAUUGGCAGGUCGAUUGCAACACUAAUGACAGAUGAGGUAUUCCACGACGUGGCUUACAAAGCUAAAGAUCGCAAUGAUUUGGUUUCAGGAAUAGAUGAGUUCCUUGAUCAGGUCACCGUCCUUCCUCCAGGAGAAUGGGAUCCUACCAUCCGAAUAGAGCCACCCAAAAACGUGCCUUCUCAGGAAAAGCGGAAGGUCCCUGCAGUGCCCAAUGGAACUGCAGCCCAUGGGGAAGCGGAGCCUCAUGGCGGACACAGUGGACCUGAAUUACAGCGGACUGGAAGGAUUUUUGGGGGACUUAUUUUAGAUAUCAAAAGAAAAGCACCAUACUUCUGGAGUGACUUUAGAGAUGCUUUGAGCCUGCAGUGCUUAGCAUCUUUUCUGUUUCUCUAUUGUGCUUGUAUGUCUCCUGUCAUUACCUUCGGAGGACUGCUGGGAGAAGCCACGGAAGGACGUAUAAGUGCAAUCGAAUCUUUAUUUGGAGCUUCAAUGACUGGGAUAGCCUAUUCUCUCUUUGGUGGACAACCUCUGACAAUACUUGGAAGCACAGGACCAGUUUUGGUAUUUGAAAAGAUAUUAUUCAAGUUUUGCAAAGAUUAUGGAUUGUCGUAUCUGUCUCUGAGAGCUAGCAUCGGCCUCUGGACGGCAACUCUGUGCAUCAUUCUUGUGGCCACAGAUGCUAGUUCCCUAGUCUGCUAUAUAACCCGGUUUACUGAAGAAGCUUUUGCUUCUCUAAUCUGCAUCAUUUUCAUCUACGAGGCCCUGGAGAAGCUGUUCCAUCUCAGUGAAUCUUAUCCAAUCAACAUGCAUAACAAUUUGGAACUACUGACCCAUUACUCAUGUAACUGUGUGGAACCCCACAAUCCUAGCAAUAAUACCUUGAAGGCUUGGAGUGACCACAAUAUCUCGGCUUCUGACAUAACAUGGGAAAACUUAACUCUGUCAGAUUGCAAGUUAUUGCAUGGCGAGUACAUUGGCAGAGCCUGUGGGCAUCACGGCCCAUAUGUCCCAGACGUUCUGUUUUGGUCCGUGAUCCUGUUCUUCUCUACGGUGACACUCUCAUCCAUGCUGAAGCAGUUCAAGACUAGCCGAUAUUUCCCAACAAAGGUGCGGUCUAUAGUGAGUGACUUUGCUGUCUUUCUUACCAUUCUGUCCAUGGUUCUAAUUGACUAUGCCAUUGGGAUUCCAUCUCCAAAGCUGCAAGUUCCAAGUGUUUUCAAGCCUACCAGAGAUGACCGUGGAUGGUUUGUUACCCCUUUGGGUCCAAAUCCUUGGUGGACUGUAAUAGCUGCUAUAAUUCCAGCUUUGCUUUGUACUAUUCUCAUCUUUAUGGACCAACAGAUCACAGCUGUUAUUAUCAACAGGAAAGAACACAAACUAAAGAAAGGAUGCGGGUACCAUCUGGACCUGCUCAUGGUGGCGGUCAUGCUAGGUGUGUGUUCCAUUAUGGGACUCCCGUGGUUUGUCGCGGCUACUGUCCUGUCCAUCACUCACGUGAACAGCCUGAAGCUGGAAUCAGAAUGCUCUGCUCCUGGAGAACAACCCAAAUUUCUUGGCAUACGGGAGCAAAGGGUGACCGGGCUCAUGAUUUUUGUCCUUAUGGGCUCAUCUGUCUUUAUGACCAGCGUUCUCAAGUUUAUCCCUAUGCCAGUACUUUAUGGGGUGUUUCUUUAUAUGGGUGCAUCAUCGCUAAAGGGAAUUCAGCUCUUUGACAGACUAAAGCUUUUCUGGAUGCCAGCAAAACAUCAGCCCGACUUUAUAUACCUUCGGCAUGUACCACUUCGAAAAGUCCAUCUCUUCACCAUUAUUCAGAUAAGCUGCCUUGGUCUCCUGUGGAUAAUCAAAGUUUCCAGAGCCGCUAUUGUCUUUCCCAUGAUGGUGUUAGCCCUGGUGUUCGUAAGAAAACUGAUGGAUUUAUUCUUUACCAAACGGGAAUUGAGUUGGCUGGAUGAUUUGAUGCCUGAGAGCAAGAAAAAGAAACUGGAAGAUGCUGAAAAAGAGGAAGAACAAAGUAUGUUAGCAAUGGAAGACGAAGGCACAGUCCAGCUCCCACUAGAAGGCCAUUACAGAGAUGAUCCAUCGGUGAUCAAUAUUUCUGAUGAAAUGUCCAAAACGGCUGUGUGGAGGAACCUGCUGAUCCCAUCUGAGAAUGCCAAGGAGAAGGAGUCAAGCUUUCCUUCGAAAAGCUCCCCUUCCUAAUCACUAUAGAAGCUGAUUCCCCAAAGCACUGAAAGCAGGAAAGAGAAGAAAGCUGACUCAGGGAGAGGUGUUGACAGGGAGACUUGUCUAUGACUUGUGCUCCAGUUUAUUUUUACAAACCCAUAAGAAGAAGAGUGCCACAAUUAUUAAAAAAAAACUGCUUCGAUUGUGUAUUGUAAAUUCUGUCUCUCAACCCUAACUCAUGCAUCCAUACUGUAAGUAGCGCAUUGCUCGUUUCAUUUCCGUGUCCAAACUGUUAAGCAGUGAGAGAACCUUGUGAACAUCUCUGGUAGGUAAAUGCAAGAAUCUGUGUUCUUUGCCGAGUGUUAGCCAUUUGUGAACACUGAAUUAAUGUCAUCAUUUUAAUAUGAACAGUUGUUCUCCUAGAGGGAUAACUCAUGUUAGUUUGUAUUUUACUACUUUUCUGGCUUGAUAAUGCCUGGUAAUUUCAUUCAAAAGAAAUUUGAAAGGGAGCAGCCCUAAUUCUUUUUAAUUUUUGUAGUUUAGCUUUAAUGGCUUGUUUCAAAAGACCCAAAUCAAAAAGGUUAGUUUGGAAAAUGUUUUUAAAGUAAUUCUAUUUGUGCAGUUAUCCUUGAUUAAAUACAAGACAUUUACUAUUUAAAAUUUGUACACAACUGAAGCUUAAAGUCAUUAAAAAAGGAACCUUUUCACAACUUGUAUGAAAGAAUCACAGCCAAUGAUACAAAAUAUUCCUAAUGUAUUUGCUUAAAAUACAAGUUGUGAUUACAUGGUCUAAUACUGUACUUUAUGGAAUACUUUAGAGAUUCCUAGGUCAAUGAAUUCAUCAUUUUAUAACACUUUUUGGGGUUUUUUAGCUAUACACCUUUAUCAGAAAUAUGCUUUUAAGUUUCUCUCUCCCUCUCACUGUUUUCUAUUUGUGAAGUUAUCCUUGAUUUAAUACAAGACAUCACUUACACAUUCUUGAAUGUCACACGGAGAAUCAUUGUACAUUAAAUUGCACACCCAUAUUGUUCAGCCACUAACGAUUACUCACUGCUUAAUGCUGGUUCCAAAUCACAAACUAUUGUUAACCUUCCAGGUGUUCAAUUAUAUAUUUGUUUUCAAAGCUCUUUAUGUUGUUCCAUUAAAUGCAUGCUACGGAAAAAUAGAAUUCAAAAUUGCAAACUUCAGAUAGUGUUCAAGGAGAUUACAGGUAGGGACCCAGAACACAACCAGGUAACUGAAUCUUUACUAAACUUAUUAUACAAGAGGAGAAUAUUAGUAUCAAUUUAGAAGCAUUAUUUGAAAGGACCACUAUUUUUAUUUCAUUUUUAAGGACUUCGAAGUAAAUAAAGACUCAAUCUUGUAACUGUGUUGAUAUUUUUGGAUCCUAGGGAUGGCCAUGUUCCGCAGUCUUGUAAUAUUUCAAAUAUUCAACUUCCAGGACUUUAAAAGUCCACAGAUUUUACCAGUAGAUGAAACACCUCUCCAUAGGACAAUUUUUAUUUCAUAAUCUUUGUCUAGAACCUGGGGAAAAAAUAUUUUCUCCAAGACUGCAUUAACCUUAUCACUGAGGAAAAGAAUUUUCAGACCCUCUACUGUCAACAGAGUCAAUAUUCUAAAUUCUUUUGUCCCUACAGAAUUAUCCAAGAACACUGUAGGGGUCAUUUUUAUGGCUAUUAUAUAUAAAGAAUGCAAAAAAGGAUAUACAUUUAAUAAGUGUGUAUUUAUAAAUGUGGGGAGGGAGGGGAACCCUAGAGCCAUUUCAGUUCCUAAUGUUUUAUUUUGUGUAUUUACCGAUACACUGGAAUAUUCUAAGUGUCUUAUGAUUUAGGGUAGAAGCACCAUCCAGUCCAUUCCCCAAAACAGCCUCCUGGUGUUUUAUGUUCAUCAUUUUUCUGUUUAAUAAAUGAUCCUAGUGAAUUAGAUGUUUCACAUGAUCAUCUAGUCAAAUAUUUAGGAAUCGUCGUAUCCGACAGCAUUCUGUAUUUCUGCGUAUUUUUUUUUACAGUCACUCUGUUCUUGUGUGAAUUUUAAUGCUAUCCCUAUGUUAAUCCCAACAUUUUGAAAUCACACAAAAUAUAAUGUAGAUGUAGUGUUAAAUAUUCACUUCUAAUUUCAUAUUCCUGGUCAAAAUUACUGAAUUUCUUGGAUGUAAUUUAUUACAAAGUUUAAGUAAUGUGUACAUGUGAAUAGGAUAUUGUGUUUUUCACAACUAAGAAAUGUUACGUGGAAAUAAAUAUUUAUCCUAA